Solenopsis invicta (red fire ant) is the source of this 1305-nucleotide messenger RNA. It is a transcript of the gene Polr3G, whose product is annotated as DNA-directed RNA polymerase III subunit RPC7-like. The transcript is spliced from 3 exons. Gene Ontology annotation, biological process: transcription by RNA polymerase III. Bases 370 to 1104 code for a protein of 244 amino acids. NCBI's taxonomy places the organism in Eukaryota, Metazoa, Arthropoda, Insecta, Hymenoptera, Formicidae. Gene Ontology annotation, cellular component: RNA polymerase III complex. The record is from RefSeq and is a predicted model, not a curated record.
AGAAAUCGAAGAUUUCGAGUACGACGAAGACGAGGAGGUAUAUUAUUAUCCUUGUCCGUGCGGUGAUCAGUUUCAAAUAUCUCUCACCGAUCUGGUCGCCGGCGAAGUAGAGGUUACGUGUCCUUCCUGCUCCCUCGUGAUCAAAGUGAUUUACGAUAAGGAACUCUUUCGCGCUAAGCAAGAAGAGCUCGAAAAGAAAAGUGCUAAAAAAGAAUUAGCAAUUCAAAAAGUUUGAGGUUUGGAUGUGGUUGCCUCUAUUUUGUUCUCUGUUGUAAGUGAUGUACUCCUUACUCCACCGGCUCGAAAAAUGCUGUUGCAUUUUUUGGAUUAUUUGCCAUCUGGACAAUCUGGCUUCUGGAAGAUGCGUCAAUGAAACGUCUGGUAUGGCUGUCAACGGUUGACCAAUCAGAAAAUGAGCUGGUGUUAAUGGGGACACAAAGUAAUAGUAAAAAAAUGGCAGGACGCGGUAGAGGAAAACCCGUUAUGUCCUUUUCUAUGGAGCAGUUGGGUAUUUCUAAAGGAGAGAUACUAUCAAUGCCAGUUCUACAACCAUCUCUAAGUUAUCCACCGUUGGAUCACAAACCUCUACCUAUUCAAUUAACCACUGAGAUGAGUUAUUUAAUAGAGUUGAAAAGAGAUUUCACUGAGUACAUGCGAGAGUCGCCAAAUAAUGUGCAAGCUACUGUAUUAAAUGAAGAUGUGGAACGAUUUUGCGAAGAUUUUGAAGAAACUAUUACAGGAUACGAUAAAUUGAAAUAUGAGGCGUAUCACGAUUGGAACAAAAUGCCGAUAGAAUUAAAAUUAUCGAGAAAGCGAAAGUCCUGUCAAAAUAAAAAAUCAAAGAAAAAGAAGGAUACAGAUAUUGCAAAAAAAUUGGCAGAAUUGGAGCAAAAAGAAAGUACACAGCAACCUGCAGAAGAAGAUAGUAAAGAAGAAGGGGAUGGAGAAGAGGAGAACGGUGAAGGAAAAGAAAUAGGGGAUGUUAAAGAUGAGGAAGAAGAUGAGAUGGAUGAUGGGACUGAUUACGCAAAUGAAUACUUCGAGAAUGGCGACAAUUAUUAUAGCGAAGAUGAUAACGAUGAUGAUCAAUUUUUUGAUACGUGAAAGCUUAUAUUACGUAUCAGGUAUUUUUUUAAUAUUUUGAUCUCAGGAAUGUCAAUCUGUUUUUGUAACUGUAAUAGAUAAGUUUUUACAAAUUCAAAUAAAUCAUGUAAAAUUUUUAUUUAUAAUCAGAUUAUUAUUUAUUAAUGUUAUGUAGCGUAAGAAUUCUGUAGGCAAUGGAAAAAUUAAAGGAAUUAACUGACA